Messenger RNA from Protopterus annectens (West African lungfish), 1433 nucleotides. RefSeq lists its product as uncharacterized. The transcript has 7 exons. The record is from RefSeq and is a predicted model, not a curated record. Lineage: Eukaryota; Metazoa; Chordata; Ceratodontiformes; Protopteridae. Bases 462 to 1433 code for a protein of 323 amino acids.
UGAUGGCUGACUUGCAAGUAUGCAGCAAGCUAUGUGUAAUGGAAAUGCUACUUUUUAAAAGUAAUGUACUGGAUAUCUGCGAAGAGUGACUAUGUCCACUGGUAAAAUUAUAUUUAGCACUGAUUUCCUGUUUGGUGCACAAGAUUAAUGGAGCGCACAUGUUGAAUAUGUUAGUGUGAAAACUAAAAUAUGUCAUAGUCUUUUUUAAUAUAUAAACACAGAAGACUGGUCAACUGGAGAAACAACCACAGCAUUCUUUCUUCAGGAAUGCACAGACAUGAUUUGACAUACAUUUCUACAAGUGAGCCUUGACCUUAGGAAUUUACAGAGUGGAAGUGGCAUUUUAGAACUGGUAAAGUCAAACAUUUUCAUGAUUUCUACUGCACAUUUCAUAUACAAAGGACUUCUAAAGCUACAACUUCAAAUUUAAUUGAGCUAAGCUGUGACCCUUUGCAGUCACCAUGGGAAGAGAUUGGAAAGAUCUGGAUUUGCUGCAGUGGUUACCACUUUUAUUUCUGACAGUGAUGAUUCUAAAUGAGGCAAACACAGAUGACUUUAUUUUCUGUGGGAAAAUUAAUCAUACUCAUAGACCACGGGCUCUGAAUAUAACCUGGAAGAAUUCCACAGGUUGCAAUAUCCAGAUUGAAAGCAAAAAUAGAAAUAUUAUUAUAAAUGCUCCCCUUACAAAGGCCUGUGAAGGAGGCACAAUGAAAGACAACUUGCAAAACAGCAGCAAAAUCUGCAUUAAGUGGCACAGAGCUAAUCAUUCUUUGAUAGUCUGGUACGGACCCAAGCAAUACAAGCAUUGUCAAAAUGUAACCAGAAUUUUAAAGUGUAGAUUUUAUGUGCUGGAGAAAAGCAAAAGCCAAGGAUGUGGCCAGAAACCAUAUAUCUGCUGGGAAAAUGCAAUACUUAACAGGACAAACUUGACACUUGCUUGGUUUUAUAAGUUCCAUGGUUUUUCAAGUGACUGUGGGGACUUGGAUAACUGGGAUCUAAAUGUGAACAAUACAAAAAAUGUCAGUGUUGACAACUACAUGUCUGCAACAAAUACAUUUAUGACAUUUUGUAAGUGCAAGCACAACUGCGGCAAAAUUCUAACAUCUCUGGAAUUAUUAAUACUGAAUGCAGCAAACAAGAAAGGAAGACGUGUACUUUCAAAAGGCAAAAUAAGAGCUAUCGUUAUUAAUGAAGAUAACAUUUUUGAUGAGCUUGUAAUAAAUAGCAGAGAUUUCUUGAAGGAAGGAAUUAAUGAAAGCAAAUUUUCCAUAAAAUUGCCUGGAACUAUUCUGGAUAAAGUUCAACAAUAUCCUCGCCAGCAAAGAAAGUUUUUAUUUCUCAGCAUAAGAAGUGCAUCUUUGUUUCAGUACUUGUUGCUCCAUCUAAACAUGGCAGCAUCGACUUAUGACAUUGCAGAUACACUGAUGUACUAA